CGUAAUUUUGAACAGAUGGGGAGCAGCCAGGCUUCGGAGAGUUAUAAGCUUGUAGUGAGACGUCCAUAAAUAUUUCUUUGGGGGAUGGAUAUUCCUUGUCGACACAUCGAAUGAAGGAAGACUUGAGCGCUGCUUUUCCGUGAUCAAUAUGAGUUCUCAUGUUAUCACCCCUGGACCGUACCGAGCCACGAAACUGUGGAAUGAGGUGACUCGAUUGUUUCGGGCUGGCAUGCCUCUCAGGAAGCACCGCCAGAACUUCAGGCACUAUGCUUCCUGCUUCACUGCUUCUGCUGCUGUCGAUUGGCUGCACCAGCUGCUCUGUAACAACAGCAACUUUGGCCCCGACGUUACAAGGCAACAAACAGUUCAGCUGCUGAAGAAGUUUCUGAAGAACCAUGUAAUCGAAGAUGUGAAGGGACGCUGGGGAACAGAAGAUCUGGAGGACAACAAUGUGCUGUACAGGUUCCCCUCCACAUCUCCUCUGAAGCCCAUCCCCUGUCCAGCUCCAGCCUCAGACUCCAGAACCAUAAAAAAGAGACCUUCAUUCAAGGAUAAAGAAGGUUUCUUCAAGUUUAGAAGCAUAAGGAGGCAGGAGAAGGAGACCCUGGAAAAUGUGGAUCCUGCACUCCAAACAGAGCAGGAAGGAGACAAUCAGCCAAUAGAAGAGCAGCAGAAACAAAGACGAAAGCUGACAAUGGAAGACGAGCAGGAGAUUUGGAGAGACGUCAUCCUGACCCACCUUCAGAGGAUUCUGGGUGUCCCGUCUCUUGAUGAGGUUUUAGACCAGCAUUACGUGAACCCACAGAACAUCAUCCACAACAUGACCAAAGUCAACAAACACGGAGUGGUCACACUGGACGACAAGACCAAUGACCUUCCAGACUGGGUUCUGUCUGCUAUGAAGAGCCUGGCCAAUUGGCCAAAGUACAACGGCACACAGCAGUCGUAUCCUGGCUUUGAAAGAGACGUCUUCAAAACAGUGUCUGAUUACUUCUAUAGCCUCCCGCAGCCAUUGCUCACAUAUGAACUCUAUGAACUGUUUAUCAACAUUUUGGUGUUCUGUGGCUACGUUGCAGCACCUGCUACACGCCAGCAAUUGAAACGCAAGAUGUCAGACCUUCCUGCAGUCCCCCCUCCAGCCAAGUCAUCGUUUCGCUCCACAGAGUGUCUCCUCCUGUCACUGCUCAGACAGGGGACGUGCGACGAGACGGAAUCGCCCAUGGGCGAGGUGAUUGGUGGGAAACUUCAGUCCCGGCUGGCAGCACUGAAAGGAGGCGUCGCCGAUGCAGGUGACGGCCCGUUAGGAGGCAGCUGCAUCAGCCUCUGUACAGCUGCUCCCACCAGACUUCAAACCAGGAGUUGCUCACUGGAAACUAUCCUCAGUGACUCUGCCCCUCUUACCAGACAACAGCUGUUUCUGUCCAAUGACAGCCUGGCAUCCUGCACCUAUAGCAACAGGAGCCAGGAUGACAGUUCUGCCAUCACAACACCUCACACUCACUCAGUCUCUACAUCUGUAUCCAAAGCAGCACCAGUUACUUCUGAAAACGCUCCAGGAGCUACAGCCAGAAAUAGGCUGUCUGCUGUUCGUGUGGCUGGACCGUCAGCUUCACACAGGUCACGUUCCUUGCAGCCACACGGCUUCAGCAGCUGUCUGGACAUCGUCGUAGAGACCAGGGAGGAAGAUGUCAAAGAGAUCAAGUGGCAGGGUCGAGCAGCCAGCUGCCUCAGCAUAAACACUCCCGCAAGCCAGCAUCAGGCUUCCUCAGCUUCACAUCCUCCCUCAAUGUCUUCCCGUCAUCCCUUCUCUUCCUCCUGUCAUCUUUUCCCUUCCUCUUUUUCAUCUGCUGCAACCAAAGUACAAGGGUCUAAUGCUGCUACAGGACCCAGUGGGCCCAGACCAGCCUCCAGCACCUCUAAUCUUUGGAUGCUUCCUGCACCUGCUGUAGUCCGCCGCUGCCUCAGCUCUCUGGAUGUGUCCAAUUGUUCACGACCUGUUUCACUGUUCAAAGCGCCUUUCUGUGUGUCCACCAGCAUCUCGCAGCCCCCCCAAAACCAAACUGAGCACAGUGUUCUUCAGCCUCAGUGUGAGCGUGUAGCCAUCGAGGCCCUGCAGCUUUGCACCCUUCUCCUUCCACCUGCCUCCCGCAGGAAGUUGCAGCUGCUCAUGAGGAUGGCAUCUCGCAUCAGCCAGAAUGUGGACAUGCCACGCCUCCACCCAGCCAUCGGCACCCGAACGUUGAUGGUUCACAUGUUUUCAGGCUGUGUCCUAGGCAGUGCUGAGGAGUGUGAUUUGGAUGAGUUGUUAGCUACCAGGCUGGUGUCAUUUUUAAUGGAUCAUCAGCAAACUAUCCUCUCAGUCCCAGAGUAUCUGCUCGGCGCUAUCAAUGACCAUAUACAGUAUCUGCGCACAGCACAGGUCCCGAUCGACUCUGUUUCAAAGAUUGAUGAAGGUGAUCCAGUUUGUCUUCCAGUGCCAAUCUACACAUUCUGCCAUCAGAUCAGUGGCACUGAGUUUGAACAGCAAAAACUGGAGUCUUCUCAGAAGGCCAUGGAGGAGCUGCUGGAGAUCCUGCUGACAGACCAAAACAUCAGUGAGAAGGACAGACGCAAGAAAUUGAAACAGUUUCAGAAGCAGUACCCGGACAUCUACAGGCGUCGAUUCCCCUCCUCAGACGGAGAGAGCAAGACUAACAACAAACCAAAGAUUAAACCUCCACUCCUCAACAUCAAGAAGACCAAAGCUUUCAGCAUCAGGAACUAAACGACCGUAGAAGCUGCAUUCUCGCUGCUCACAUCGUGUUUGGUGCACUGAUACGAAACUCUUGACAGGGGUUCUGAAAGGUUGUUUUUUCCCCUUGGCAGCCAAAAGCAGUGUGUUACAUUGAAAACGCUGUUGUUACUGUUGGGUUUAAAGUGAGUAAAUGCAGACUGGGUGAUUUUUUUUUUUAUUUUGUUAGUGGUUGAUUUGUGUAUUCAUGUGUUGUGUGUAUUUGUAUCGUUUUUCGAGCGUUAGAUGAAGGCUUUUGACGGUACGAUGGAGCCGUUCAAACCAUUGAGGUGGUUUGAACAUGUUUUAUGAAGCAAGGUAUUUUACCUGGGUUUUUUUGUUUGUUUUUUCCCCUCACUUUCCUUUGACGUUACUAUCUGAUACUGGAGUUUGUGUGUGUGUGUGUGUGUUCAGGUAAGUAAGCAAGUUUCAGAAAGCAACUGGGAGAAAAAUAUGCAAUUCAGAGAUCACUGGUCAAUAUGGGAACAAUUCGAUGUAUUUCUUAAUUUGUAUGAAUGCUGACAGUGGGAGAAGUGCUAGCUGUUGUUUGUGUUUCUUGUUAUGUCUCAUAAAGUUUUCUAGAUAUUUUAUACCAUAGAUGUUUAAGUUCUGUUUGAAACUGUUUUUCAGGCCUGAUGUUCAGCAAUUUCUCUUUUUUUGUUGAGUGAUUCUCACCUUAUUUUUCCUUCUGUGGAGUGCGGUGUUUUUAAAGCCUCUUUUACAAUCUUGGUUUUAUUUCUUGGUGAUUUUCAGUGUGGCUGCUUUUUCACAUCCAGCUCCGUUAUUUUUAAAUCAAGCCGGUUUUUCCAGUUUAACUUCUCGUGCUUGUGUGUCUCAUCCCUGCUUUGUUUGGUGGAUUUUUGCACUUGGGUCAGGCAUUAUGAAUGGCCACCAAGCCUUUAUCAUCAGUAUGCUUAAUUUAUACAUAUUUAAUGCUUAUUAGAGUCCCUAACAAAGCUUUUCAUCAGACACCCGAUAUGCUCAGGUAUUACCUAAUGAGUGUUUGACCUGAAUGCAUGUCUAUUCAUUCCAGUGCUGACAGGUAUUUGGUUAGCUGAGGUGAAUUACACAACUCCUAUCAAGUGUCUAAAGACAUCUUAACAAAUUCAAACUGUCACGUGUCAAACUGUCCUUUUUAUUUAUCUAAAGCUACAUGAAGUAUUACUUCUACCCUCAUAUGUUUGUGUUUACCUCAGAUCAAAUGGUGAGUUCAUGUUCCACCACAUUCAUCAUCGAUGUUCUCUGUAUUUUGUAUCUACAAUUGUUCCUUUACAUUGUUUACUAUGCAAAGU
Messenger RNA from Archocentrus centrarchus (flier cichlid), 4062 nucleotides. It is a transcript of the gene depdc1, whose product is annotated as DEP domain containing 1a. The transcript has 12 exons. Lineage: Eukaryota; Metazoa; Chordata; Actinopteri; Cichliformes; Cichlidae. The coding region runs from base 149 to 2764 and encodes 871 amino acids. The record is from RefSeq and is a predicted model, not a curated record. Gene Ontology annotation, biological process: intracellular signal transduction.